Molecule: messenger RNA, 82 nt
Organism: Striga asiatica
Lineage: Eukaryota; Viridiplantae; Streptophyta; Magnoliopsida; Lamiales; Orobanchaceae
Source: the annotation of a GenBank genome assembly
AUGAUUAAAGCUCACGUGAGCAGUCACGUGGCGCCCAUGACCCACCAAAGCCAGGGGACCCGACCCGGCCCGAAUAUACCCC